Messenger RNA from Prunus avium (sweet cherry), 1241 nucleotides. RefSeq names its product F-box/kelch-repeat protein At3g06240-like. Gene Ontology annotation, molecular function: protein binding. The record is from RefSeq and is a predicted model, not a curated record. Lineage: Eukaryota; Viridiplantae; Streptophyta; Magnoliopsida; Rosales; Rosaceae.
AGCCCAACAUUCUCCCCACAAAACCCCCAAACUCUCUUUAUUCUCUCAACCUAAACUCCUCAAACCCUAACCACAACCUCCCCAGUCCCCACCUGCUUCCGCAUUCAGGUGGUGCUGCCGCCAUCCACCACCUUCUGUGCCGCCACUUUUCGGAACUUUUACAGCACGACCCCUUGAGGCACCUAAUGGGUAACCCUGACUUUCCAUCCGACAUCAUACCUGAGAUUCUUUCAAGGCUACCAGUGAAGUCACUAUGCCGCUUCAGGUGUGUAUCAAAGUCAUGGCUUUCCUUAAUCGCCGACCCUGAUUUUGUCAAGAGGCACCUUAACAAAGCUACUGAGAGCGAGGAUAUUUUCAACCAGAGACGAAGGCUUAUAUUUACUGAUGAGUCACACAGGUCACUUUUCUCUUUGGACCUCGAUGAAUUUCUCAAUCAUAAUGAUGCAAUUGAUAAUUAUCUUGAUAAAGAUUAUGAUAACCUUAUCAUUAACAUUGACGAUAACGAUGAUGUCGUGGCCACUGAGCUCGACUAUGUUUUUAGUGAACUGCCAAAUAAUUGGGCUUUCUUGGUGUUUCACUCCAAUGGCUUGUUGUUGUGCCAGUUAUAUUACUGGGAUUUAUAUCUGGUUAACCCUGCAACAAGAGAAUCCAAGAAACUACCACAGAUGCCAGAUGUUGGAGAAGCGUAUUAUUUCGACCUCUUUGGUUUUGGAUUUGAUCACUCCUCUGGUGAUUACAAGGUCGUUAUGUUGUCAUAUUUGGAAGGAGGAAUUAUGUUCAGUGUCUACACAUUGAAAACUGGCUCUUGGCGAAUGAUUCAAACGGGAUAUCCCUACAAAUGUGACCUCAUGCAGCAUGGGAUCCUUCUGAAUGGAGGCCUUCAUUGGUUGUUGGAUAGAGUUGGAGUUGAACAUCGAUCGCCGGUGAUUAUAUCUUUCAAUUUAGCAGAGGAGAAUGUCCAAGAAAUUCCACUACCUCUUGCUUCUAUUGAUGCUAAAGAUUAUAUUGUUGGGGCCUACAGAGAUUCCUUAUGUGUAACGCAUUAUGCUGAUGGAGUAACUCACAAUGAGUUUUGGAUCAUGAAAGAAUACGGCGUGAGGGAGUCUUGGACUAAAGUAAGGAUCUCCAUCCCAUAUUCUGUAUUACGACACUCUGGUUUCUGGAAGAAAAGUCAUGAUCUCUUGGUGUUCAGGGACCGAUUGGUUUUGUGCAAUUCUAAUGGUGAAAGAUUUCGGAAUCUU